CGACUCUUCGUGUUUGGCGGCAUGCAGUUGGGCGUCGUAACAAAGUCCAGUGACAUUGACUGCGUCUGUGUGGUGCCGAGGCACAUCACGCGGGAGCAUUUUUUCCGGGACCUGGUCAAAAGGUUGAAGCAGUAUAGCGAAAAGUACAGGAUUUCCGACAUUGUCUCCGCGGAGCACGCAUACACGCCCAUUAUAUCCAUGCGCAUCGAGGGCCAAGCGAUCGAUCUUAGCUUUGCUAGGCUAGACGUCGACGCUCUCGAUUUCACAGCUGCAGAGACAAAUCUUCUUGACGAUUCUGUGCUGAUUGGCCUCGAGGAAGAGAGUGUGCGGAGUCUGAACGGAUAUCGUACCAACGCUGCGAUCUUAGCAUGCGUACCAGGUGAGAAUAAACUCGUUUUCCGUACGGCGCUGCGCUUCGUCAAACACUGGGCGAAAUGCCGCGGCCUUUCCAGCAACAAGCUCGGUUUUUUCGGGGGCAUCACGUGGGCGAUCUUGGUGGCAAAAGUAUGCCAGCUUUACCCAAAUCACAACGCGGCGGGUAUCGUUCAUCGCUUCUUCGUGUUUUGCGACAGGAAAAGGCAAAACUGGGGCCCGCAAGCGCCAGCACUGCUGUCACCGAUCCGCGAGGCAACCGCUAUUCCCCCAC
Messenger RNA from Amoebophrya sp. A120, 646 nucleotides. The record is from the annotation of a GenBank genome assembly. Lineage: Eukaryota; Dinophyceae; Syndiniales; Amoebophryaceae.